Molecule: messenger RNA, 2049 nt
Organism: Lineus longissimus
Lineage: Eukaryota; Metazoa; Nemertea; Pilidiophora; Heteronemertea; Lineidae
Product: mitochondrial chaperone BCS1-like
Exons: 5
Coding region: 371-1633 (420 amino acids)
Biological process (GO): mitochondrial respiratory chain complex III assembly; protein insertion into mitochondrial inner membrane from matrix
Cellular component (GO): mitochondrial inner membrane
Molecular function (GO): ATP hydrolysis activity; ATP binding
Source: RefSeq, a predicted model, not a curated record
GGCAUGAAAACUGAAAGAAAGCAUAUCACCAAAAAACAUAAAUAACUGAUAAUAAAUCGUUCCAAGCUUAGUUAAAUUACAUAGUUAUGCAGUCUCUUCCAAGAUCAUAAGACGAUGAAGACGGUAUCGAGUUGAACGAAUGCGAUUGAGUGCAGAAACGUUGUCAAACUGAAAUUUGUCUGUUGUGUUGUUUUUGCUCACCACACGUGUCGUGCACCGGACCGGUGCCAGUGGACGUCGUCGACAGUCGGUCAUCAGUGGUGACACUACUACUCUACUGUCACUGUCACUUGCCACUGCACUUGCACUGACACUGCUCUCAUACCGCAUAGACUGCCAUCUCUUUUGCUGGUAAACCUACCAAGUCAGCAUGGGUCUUUCAACUCUGCUGGAUGGUCUGAAAGAAAAUCCAUAUUUCGGUGCUGGAUUUGGUCUGGUUGGUGUCGGAGCUGGAUUGGCAGUGCUCAGGAAGGGGAGCCAGGUUGGAAUGGUUCUGUUUCGUCGUCAUUGUAUGAUCACAAUGGAGGUCCCAAGCAAGGAUAAAAGCUACCAUUGGCUUCUUCAAUGGAUCAGUACGCACGGGACAAGGACACAACAUUUAAGUGUAGAGACGACGUUUCAGCAAACUGAUUCAGGGAAAAUAAAAACCCAAUUUGACUUCGUGCCUAGCCCUGGUACACACUUUUUCCAAUACAAAAGAAACUUUAUUCGUGUGGAAAGAAAUAGAGAAAAAACGAUGAUGAACUUGCAUUCUGGGAUACCUUGGGAAACUGUGACAUUGACCGCUUUGGGUCGUGACAGAUCCAUCUUUUUUGAAAUUUUGGAGAAGGCUCGGACUACAGCCCUGCAAAAGCAGGAAGGUUACACCGUGAUGUACACUGCAAUGGGUGCUGAAUGGCGUCCAUUUGGUUAUCCUAGGAAGAAGAGACCACUGACGUCUGUUGUGCUUGAUAGGGGAUUGAGUGACAGUAUACUGGGUGAUAUAAAGGAGUUCAUUGGUAAUCCACAGUGGUACAGUCAGAGGGGUAUUCCCUAUAGGCGUGGUUAUCUGCUGUAUGGACCCCCUGGCUGUGGAAAGAGUAGCUUCAUUACAGCUCUGGCAGGGGAACUGGACUACAGUAUCUGUGUGCUCAACUUGAGUGAAAGAGGUCUGAGUGAUGAUCGUCUGAAUCAUCUGUUGAGUGUUGCGCCACAGCAGAGUAUUAUCCUAUUAGAAGAUAUUGAUGCUGCGUUCAUGAGCAGGGACCUGGCUGCAGAAAAUCCCACGGUUUAUCAAGGCAUGGGUCGACUAACGUUCAGUGGCUUGCUAAAUGCGCUAGAUGGUGUGGCAUCCUCCGAGGGAAGGGUGGUUUUCAUGACAACAAACUACUUAGAAAGACUUGAUCCUGCUUUGAUACGCCCUGGCCGUGUGGAUAUGAAAGAACUUAUCAACUAUGCCACCACCUACCAACUACAGCAGAUGUUUUUAAGAUUUUACCCAGAACAAUCUCAAGAACGAGCUGCGGUGUUCUCCAAAUCUGUCUUUGCACUUUCGAAAAAUGUUAGUCUGGCCCAAGUGCAAGGAUUCUUCAUGUUUUAUAAGGAUGACCCACAGGGUGUUAUAGAUAAUGCACAGAAGGUUAUCGAAGUUUGAUGAAUGCUGUUUUUUGACAAUAGAAAUUCAGGUUUUUUUAUUCCAUACUGAUGCUGAUAACCUUUAGAAUGACUUAAUGUUGCAAGUAUUCAUUGUUCCCCACGUUGAAAUGUCACUCCUAUGAGUCUUCUAAGAACAGAACAUGACUCGGAAUAUCAACAAAUCGAACGGAGUAUAUAUUUUCUAGUUUCUCAAGCUUAACAUAGAUGGCAGUACUUUAACUAUACUGUGUUCCGUGAAAAAUGGUUUGCAAACAUCUACAUAAUUCUUAGUCAGGCUGCAUGGAUACUACAUUCCUCCCCAUUUUGGUCAAAAGCUACUGUUGCAUUCAGUCCAAAAUAUUCAACCUCAAUAUUAGUAAAAUUGUCCAACACAAUUCAAAUGUAAGUCCAACAAAUAUAAGUCCAACAAUAAAA